GUCGGUUGGGCAUUCGAUAAGAAAGUAAUGCGUGUUUCUGGCUUUCUCUUCUACUCAUUCAAUUCUAUGCUGUCUAUGUAAAUUAUUUUUGGCUUUUUCUUCUUCUUCUUCUUCUUUUUUUUUUUCUUUUGUUCUGUGGCAUUGCUGUUGGGUUGCGACGGGACAGCCUGGCAGCGCAUACAUAGGCUUCUGACGCCGGGUGGAAUGAACCUAACGAUUGCUUUUACCCAUUCAAUCCAGCAAUAUUUGUCAGCCUGCCAACCAAAAUGUUCUCAUCGGCGUUCAAGUCGUUGAGCUCCAACAUAUCAGCAAACUACCAGAUCUCUCCGCACCCAAUUGCGAUUUCUGGCCCCUGGAAAAUCCAUGACGGGAAAAAAAAAUCCACUAGCACCGCGGCAUCUAUCUUUAUCUUUGACAGGAAAAACCUCGAAUCGCGGUCAAGCGGGUUCAGUAAUCGAUCUGGAUCUUCUUCGAAGAAACUGCAAGAGGAUGUUGUCGAACGACUAAAGCGGGAGGCCAGCAGUCUCGCACGACUCCGGCAUCCGUCUAUCCUCCAGGUUUUGGAGCCUGUAGAGGAAACGCGUGGUGGUGGUCUCAUGUUUGCAACGGAGCAAAUUACCACGUCUUUGGCAGGAUUCUUGCAACAGAAAGAUGGCCAGGAAAGUUCAGUGAGGGCCGGCACUAGAUCCAGCCGUUAUAUGAUAGAAGAGCCUGACGGAACGCGAAGACGACGGGAUCUUGAAAUUGAUGAGCUUGAAAUCCAAAAGGGUCUGUUACAAGUAGCAAAGGGCUUGGAGUUUCUUCAUGAGUCGGCAGGCCUGGUUCAUGGCAACCUAAACCCUGAAGCCAUCUACAUUAACGCCAAAUCCGAUUGGAAAAUCUCGGGCUUGGGGUUUUCUGGUCCUCCUAAUUCCUCAGAAACACGGUCAACACUUCCGCCAUUGGCUCUGUCUGAGGUUCUCCAUCAGGAUCCACGACUGCCCAGGUCAGUCCAGCUGAAUUUAGACUACACCUCGCCUGACUUUGCUCUUGAUUCCAACGUUACCUCCGCUUCGGACUUGUUCUCCCUUGGCCUAAUUAUAGUUGCGUUAUAUAACGCGCCUCACGUCUCUCCGCUUCAGGCGCAUUCGAGCCUUAGUUCAUACAAGAAGCUUCUCAGUUCACCAUCCACAACCCCCGCGCUAGGCAACAACUUCCUUUCCGUUGGACCCAUCCCAAAGGAUCUUCUUUCUCAUGUUCUUCCAAGGCUUAUCACUAGGCGUCCAGCCCAGCGUCUCAAUGCACGAGAGUUUCAGCAAUCUCAGUACUUUGAUAACAUCCUGGUUUCCACAAUUCGCUUCUUGGAGUCCUUGCCAACCAAGAACGCAAAUGAAAAAUCACAGUUCAUGCGUGGCUUACAACGGGUAAUUCCUGAAUUUCCUGCGUCUGUUUUAGAAAGAAAGGUUCUGGGAGCUCUUCUGGAAGAGAUGAAGGACCGUGAACUCCUUCCGCUCAUCUUACAGAAUGUUUUUGGAAUCCUGCAGCGAGUCCCCAACGCACGCCGGACCUUUCCAGAGAAGGUUAUUCCCCGACUCAAGGAGGUUUUCCCCACGGGCUCGGGCAAGGCUGCUGUUCAAGAACGCGAUUCCAAAAAGGAUGCCGGUCUCAUGGUUCUGCUUGAAAAUAUGAAGGUUGUUGCAGACAACUGCUCCGGCAUGGAGUUCAAGGACGAUAUCCUACCUUUGAUUCGACUGGGAUUGGAUUCGCCCACUCAUUCCCUAGCGGACGCCGCAAUCAAAUCCCUUCCCGUGAUUCUUCCUGUUCUCGAUUUCAGUACUGUGAAGAACGAGGUUUUUCCUCCAAUCGCUACUACAUUCAGCAAAACCAGCAGUCUUGCUAUCAAAGUCCGGUGUCUGGAGGCCUUUACAUCACUCUGUGGGGGCUCAUCUGAUGGAGAAACCGGAUCUGACGACGACUUGUCUGGAGUUAUUCAAAACAACAAAAAGUCCAUCAAAUCCUCUAUUUUGGACAAAUACACCAUACAGGAGAAACUUGUUCCUUCGCUCAAGGCAAUCAAAACGAAAGAGCCUGCUGUGAUGAUGGCCGCCUUGGCAGUAUUUCGGCAGGUCGGCACGAUUGCUGAUACGGACUAUCUUGCCUUGGAAGUCCUUCCAAUUAUCUGGAGCUUCAGUCUUGGGCCACUGCUUAAUCUCCGCCAGUUCGAGCAAUUUAUGGCGCUAAUUAAAAGCCUCUCUACGAAGAUUGAGCGUGAUCAAAAGAAGAAGCUUCAGGAACUUACAUCAGGAGGAGACUCGGGUGGGUUCCAAAAUUGGGCCGAGAGUUCGUCCAAAGCUUCCAAUGGCCUUGGUUCACCUAAUAACGAUGACACAAGGGACAAUUUCGAGCAACUUGUUCUUGGGAAGGGCUCUGCAACAUCAAAUAAAGACGAGCUUGAUCCUUGGGGCAGUCUGACCGCAGAGCCUUCUGUUUCCCAGGCAUCAACCCCCGCGCCGCCAUCGACAUUUUCCUGGUCUUCGAAUGCACCCGGGUCGGCCAUGGCAUCUACUCAGUCAAGUCUCAACUUCCGUUCCGUCACCCCUGAUUACAACCUGAGCUCUUUCCCAUCCCUUGAUCCUACUGUCCAACAAAAGUCCCCUAUGAGUCAAAGUUUUCCUACUUUGCAACCAUCGCCAUCUCCAUCUACUGCAUGGAGUUCUCCAGUUUCUUCAGGCAGUCAGCCUAGUUUGCAGGGGAACAUGUCUGGUUCAUCUCUCGCGACACUGGCGACCAUGAAGCCUUCUACUCCCAUGUCAAGUCAGCCACCUCAGCAACCCCCCAACUACUCUGCAUUUUCGAUACCACCGCCCCCUUCCGCACCAAGUUCGAUGAACUCAUUUACAAGCUCCAGCGGGCUGUCCAGUGUCGGAAGAUCCCCUUUGGCUACGAAUAUGACACAAAGUUCAUAUUUAAACAACAACAACAACCCUACGUCACAAGGAACGCAGAAACAGGGCCUGGAUAAGUAUGAGAGUUUGAUAUGAUGAAAUCAAAUUUCGGCUGGCUUGUUAUUUGAAUACCCUUUUUUUCUCUUUUUUUUUUCUUUUUUUCUUUUUGGCAUAUGGACAUGGAAAAUUCACUGGUUUUGUUUCUGAGAUGAAAGUUUGAUAAUGAAUCAAAACUACUAUUUUAUUAGGCGUGUGUACUGCUUCGAGUUGAUUUACCCUUACUAGGUGGUACGAAGAAACAAAGCUUAACUUGGUCGAAAUAUAUAUUCAUUCCAUGGUUGUCAUGAUCUUGUUUAGCCCCCAACAAAAACAGUAUGAUUUCCAUGGUUUCUGUAACUAUAUACAUCUCUGAAUUUCUUGCAGAAAACUUGAAAAGCUUGCUUCUGAUAAAUUAAUACCACUCCAGAAUCCAGACGUAUCGUGCCUAUGUGGGUAACUAUGGAUGUGAUGUAGAUGUAGUCCGAGU
Molecule: messenger RNA, 3450 nt
Organism: Aspergillus wentii DTO 134E9
Lineage: Eukaryota; Fungi; Ascomycota; Eurotiomycetes; Eurotiales; Aspergillaceae
Product: putative protein kinase Scy1
Exons: 2
Coding region: 267-3020 (917 amino acids)
Biological process (GO): protein phosphorylation
Molecular function (GO): ATP binding; protein kinase activity
Source: RefSeq, a predicted model, not a curated record